UAUAUCGUUCGUUUCUCAACUUCAUCAUACACCUUCCUCUCCAACAAAUAUGUCCGCACCUACAGAACUUCCUGCAGAUCCAGAGUCUAUGAAGAAGCUUGAAAAGGAAUUCUCGACGGAGACCAAAUCUGAGGAAAAGAAAUUGCAGUCAGCCUUCAAAGACGUGUACAAGCACGAGAAAUCAGAAGCCAAGGCUUCCAAGUCCGUAGAAAAAGCAGAGAAAGCCGUCAGGAAGCUGGAAAAGCUGGAGCUGCAGACCGUUAAUUCCCUCCAUACCAUCACCCGCAAACAUGAUAUAGCUGUUGCAGACCUUCACAAUGCGCAGGCGGGCCUUCAUACUCAGCAACAGCAGCUAGAGAAACACAAACAUGACCUUUCGACUGCGCGAACACACGUCGACCAGGUCACCAAGGAUAAGAAUGAUCAUGAUCGUGAACGUCACGAUAAACUAAGUCAGCUGCACUCAAGCCCGCCGACCCAGACCGGUGGUCCGAGCGCGGGCACGUCCGAGUCAGGUGCCUCCACUGGCUCAAGUCAGGAAAAUAUGUAAGACAGGACUGCCGCGCUCUGUUACAUAGCGUGACCACACUCAUAUUAAUUGACGAUUUAUAUCAAUCUCAAUCCCUGUAUUUCUAUGGCAUUAUUUUUACACUGUAAUUGUAUUUUUUUUCAUCCCAG
Molecule: messenger RNA, 678 nt
Organism: Suillus subalutaceus
Lineage: Eukaryota; Fungi; Basidiomycota; Agaricomycetes; Boletales; Suillaceae
Exons: 4
Coding region: 50-550 (166 amino acids)
Source: RefSeq, a predicted model, not a curated record